GACACAUAUCAAGUGUUACGAGAAUUGUGUGACCUUGUUUUAUCAAAUACGUUGGAUUACGAACAAUUUUGCAAUAUGCUUAAAAAACAAUUCUCACCCAAAAUUGCAGUAUAUCGUGAACGCACAAAAUUCUACGAGUUGAAACAAAGCAAUAAUCAGUCUAUCAAUGAAUGGUACGUAAAUAUGAAGAAAGCGGCUAUGAGUUGCGAAUUCGGCAAUCACCUAAUAGAGAAACUUAAGAACAAAUUUGUCACGGGGCUUAUAAAAGGUCCAAUAUUAGAUAGGCUAUGCGAGGAAGAGCCAAAGAAAACUCUCAUCGAACUGAUAGAAAUCGCACAAAAAAGAAAAGUAUCAAUCUUGAAAUCAAACGAAAUUUUCUUCCCUAUAAACAAAGUACACCAACCAAAAGCUUAUCAAAAACCAAAGGCAGUCAAGGAGCGAGGAGUGUAUAGACAAAUCCAAAUUAAGAUCAAUAUCAUUAGAUUUCAUGUCCAAGGCACUCAAAUUUAAUAUAUCAACAAAUGGUAUUAUAUCACUAUGUUUUAAUUCAAUUUUAAAUUGACCAUUGUUAUUCCCAAAUAUAACUCUAGGAUGAGAUAGAAGAUUUCUGCCCAACAUACAAUUACACCUAAUUGUGUAAUUGGGUACAACAUUUAAUUUAAUAUUUAUUAGAUCACCAAA
This is a messenger RNA of Sipha flava (yellow sugarcane aphid), 681 nucleotides long. RefSeq lists its product as uncharacterized. Lineage: Eukaryota; Metazoa; Arthropoda; Insecta; Hemiptera; Aphididae. The record is from RefSeq and is a predicted model, not a curated record. Bases 76 to 510 code for a protein of 144 amino acids. The transcript has 2 exons.